GCAAAUGAAACAUCGGUCGAAGCUGUUAAAGCCUAAUCUCGUUAUAUACUACUUGAGUGUCUGGGAAUAGUAAUAGUCGUAUGUUCAAACUUACGUAUGUAUAUACAUACCUAGUGCCUAAAGGAUAUAUUCAUUUGCAAUAAUGUACGAAUACGGUGAUUCCUCAGUUUUGAAUUCCAACAACGGAGAUAAAACGGUACCGAAUGUUAUGUUUGAUAACACGAUGCCGAGUUUAGGCAAAAUGGAGGUUCAGGAAGGAGCAAAUUUAAAUAUGGCGAGCUCAGUAACAAUAGAAGGAGGCCCACAGCAAACUCUGCCUAUGUACGCCAUUGAUGGCACUGUUCAACAAUUCGAAAUACCUGAUCCAGUCCUUCGACGGACCUUUGCUCGUAAGGUUUUCAUUACUCUGCUACUUCAACAUAUAAUUACUUUGCCAAUUAUUGAAAUUUUCAUUGUCUGCUUUGAUCCAAUUUCUCAUCCGGUUAUUCAAGGAGUUCGCGGAGUAUUUUUUUGCAUUCUAGUUGGACUUUAUUUUUUUAGUGACAUGCGGAGAUAUCCACCCAUGAAUAUUGUCGUAUUUGUUAUUGUAACAUUACUAACAGCCAUUGAAGGAGGUGUUAUAGCAACUUGGAUACAUUCUCAACUAGCCAUAUUUCCUCAUCUGAUAGUCAUCGUACAACUUUUAGCUACAGUUGGCUAUUCCGAGCAAACUCGAUAUAAAUUUACCGUUGUGAACGCUAUUUUGUUGGUUCUUCUGGUGUCAUUGGCUGGCCAUUAUCUGACGGAGAUCGUAUAUUCCUCAUUUUCAUUUACUGAGAUUGCAUACGCCCUUCUCUCUCUCACGACAUAUAAAACAGCGUAUAUAAUCUACGAUAUGCAUCUAAUGCUGAGUGGUCAUCAUGGCUAUAAUCUUCAACCAAACGAAUAUAUAUUCGCUUCUACUAACAUUUACGCAGAUAUUCCAAACCUUUUUUGGCGGAUGUUGAAAUUUUUCCUUAUCACACCUUUAAUCAAAAUGUACGAAUUUCUAGCAGGCUGCUGUUUUGCCGAAGUGUUCUAGAUUUUUAUUUGGAAUGCAAUUUAGGUAAAAAAUUCUCAUGGUAAAAAUUUUCCCAUAAUAAAAGAUAAAUUAAAUGGUAAUAAUAAAAUACUUGAAAGCUUCUGAUAUUAUUAAAGCAUUGCUUUUUCGUUUAUUUGGCGACCCAAAUUAAAGAAAAUGGAA
This is a messenger RNA of Anastrepha ludens (Mexican fruit fly), 1222 nucleotides long. RefSeq names its product protein lifeguard 2. The transcript has 4 exons. Bases 143 to 1060 code for a protein of 305 amino acids. Lineage: Eukaryota; Metazoa; Arthropoda; Insecta; Diptera; Tephritidae. Gene Ontology annotation, biological process: negative regulation of apoptotic process. The record is from RefSeq and is a predicted model, not a curated record. Gene Ontology annotation, cellular component: membrane.